AUGAUCGGAAAUCUAAAGUCAUUAGAAUCUUUAGAUUUGUCGACGAACAAGUUAUCUGGUGGAAUUCCUCGAAGUUUAGAUAGCUUGAACUCACUAGGGUAUUUGAAACUAUCAUUCAAUAAAUUAUCCGGUCUAUUACCUACUGGAAGCCAUUUCCGGACUUUUGAGGAUCCCGCUAUGUUUGAAGGGAACAACGAGCUAUGUGAUGAUGAAGGUAAAAAUGGUUCACAAGGUUUCUCAUGGUUUUAUGCUGAUUCUAUUGGAACCUUGAGCUCUCUAAUAGAGAUCUCUCUAUCUGGUAGCCAUUUGUCGGGUUCAAUACCUCCCUCACUUGGUGGCCUAUCAUCUCUAACAUACCUCUCUCUUUCUGAUAAUCAACUGAAUGGGGGCAUACCUGAAAGCAUUGGACUACUCACCAGCCUACAAUAUGUUUUUCUUUGUAGUAAUCAACUUUAUAGUAAUCAAUUGAGUGGGACCAUUCCCACUAGUAUUGGUCAGCUUUUAAACCUUCAAGAGCUUGAUUUUUUGGGUAAUAAAUUGAACGGGAGCAUACCUGAAAGCAUUGGACUACUCACCAGCCUACAAAUGCUCUUUCUUGAUAGAAAUCAAUUGAGUGGGAACAUUCCCAGUAGUAUUGGUCAGCUUUCAAACCUGGAAGUCCUUUCUCAUCCUAAUAAUCAAUUGAGUGGGGUUGUUUAUGAAAUUCACUUCAUCAAACUCUACAAUACAACUUACCUGGAUUUGUCUGGCAAUUCAUUGAUAACGUUCAAUGUGAGCCGUCAUUGGAUUCCUCCCUUCCAAUUGAGGAUUUUUCAUGCAAGCUCCUGCUGCAACAUGGGACCCCAAUUCCCAAAUUGGCUUCAAACACAAACACAUCUAACAGAAUUACAUCUUAGAAAUUCGAGUAUAAGAGAAAGCAUACCAGAGUGGUUUCACAACAUCUCCUCUCAUCUUUAUUACUUGGAUCUGUCCGACAACGAGAUCGGACCCGAAUUCCCAAAUAUUCAAACAUCAACUGAUCUUGAAUAUUUAGAUCUUUCAAAUUCUAGUAUAAGAGAUAGCAUACCAGGGUGGUUUCAAAACAUCUCCUCUCAUCUUCGAAGCUUGGAUCUAUCCGACAACGAGAUCCAUGGAAAUCUGCCACGAAUAAUAGCGAAUAACAACACAGAUAAUUAG
Messenger RNA from Erigeron canadensis, 1176 nucleotides. RefSeq names its product LRR receptor-like serine/threonine-protein kinase GSO1. NCBI's taxonomy places the organism in Eukaryota, Viridiplantae, Streptophyta, Magnoliopsida, Asterales, Asteraceae. Gene Ontology annotation, molecular function: protein binding. The transcript is spliced from 3 exons. The record is from RefSeq and is a predicted model, not a curated record. The coding region runs from base 1 to 1176 and encodes 391 amino acids.